This is a messenger RNA of Capra hircus (goat), 1246 nucleotides long. RefSeq names its product intelectin-2-like. Lineage: Eukaryota; Metazoa; Chordata; Mammalia; Artiodactyla; Bovidae. Bases 156 to 1127 code for a protein of 323 amino acids. The transcript is spliced from 8 exons. The record is from RefSeq and is a predicted model, not a curated record. Gene Ontology annotation, molecular function: oligosaccharide binding.
GCACUUUAUCUACCUCAGACCUCCCUGCAGAGGCAGUAGCUCUGAGACUGCUCCUGGUUGGGUGCUCUCAGCUCCUGGCAUCUGUGAGGAAGGAAGCAGGGAGCUAGCUCUCUGUGCUGAGCCCGAGACAGGAUCCCAGUGUGUGGGGAGCCACAAUGCCAGCUGAGGGGACAGGAGUCAGGUUUUACCUCCUGCUGUUCCUCUCUGUGGCCACCAGAGGGCCGAGUGCAGCAGGGACGCUUUCUGUUGACAAUUUCCGGAAGGAGGAAACCUGUGAUCCUUACCUGUCAUUCCUUCCAAGAAGCUGCAAGGAAAUCAAAGAAAGAUGCCGUAAAGCAGGUGAUGGCCUGUAUCAACUCCGCACUGAGAAUGGUGUCGUCUACCAGACCUUCUGUGACAUGACCUCUGGGGGUGGUGGCUGGACCCUGGUGGCCAGCGUCCAUGAGAACAAUAUGCAUGGGAAAUGCACAGUGGGCGAUCGCUGGUCCAGUCAGCAGGGCAACAGGGCUGACUACCCAGAGGGGGACGGCAACUGGGCCAAUUACAACACAUUUGGGUCUGCAGAGGCCGCCACCAGCGAUGACUACAAGAACCCUGGCUACUACGACAUUCAAGCCCGUGACCUGGGCAUAUGGCAUGUGCCCAACAAGUCCCCCCUGAAGCACUGGAGGAAGAGCUCCCUGCUGAGGUACCACACCAACACGGGCUUCUUCCGGAGACUGGGGCAUAAUCUGUUUGGACUCUACCAGAAAUACCCAGUGAAAUAUGGAGCAGGGAAGUGCUGGACUGACAAUGGCCCAGCCAUUCCUGUUGACUAUGACUUUGGUGAUGCUGAGAAAACUGCAUCUUAUUACUCACCGGAUAGUCAGCGAGAAUUUGUUGCAGGAUUUGUCCAGUUCAGGGUGUUUAAUAACGAGAGAGCAGCGAAUGCCCUGUGUGCUGGGGUGAGAGUCACUGGCUGCAACACUGAGCACCACUGCAUCGGUGGAGGAGGAUUCUUCCCAGAGCGCAAUCCCUCACAGUGUGGGGAUUUCUCUGCCUUUGACUGGGAUGGAUACGGCACUCACCGGGGUUCCAGCUCCAGCCGGGAGAUCACUGAGGCAGCUGCGCUUCUGUUCUACCGCUGAGAGCUGAGUCUAUGAGACGGGGAACCCAGCUCCUAAGUCCAGAAACUCAGAGAUGGAAAAAUGCUUCCAUUUUCUCCAACAAGGAAAGGAGAAUAAGUUACAUCAUUUGUGACUCUUAA